AUGAAGGCACACCACUACGGCUUCAAAAAAUCCAUGGAAAAUGACAAUUGCACCGACGUGGACCAACUGACUCGCUACUAUCUACCGAUCGCCUACGCCGCCAUCUUCAUUGUGGGCCUGGUGGGCAACGUGACCUCCAUCGCCAUUCACGUGACGAAGCUGCGCCCCUGGCGGAGCAGCAGCAUCAUCAUGGUCAACCUGGCGCUGACCGACCUCCUCUACGUCCUCAGCAUGCCCUUCCUGGUCCACUUCUACAGCACCGGGGACUGGGUGCUCGGCGACUUCAUGUGCCGCUUUGUGCGCUUCGGCUUCCACUUGAACCUGUACGGGAGCGUCCUGUUCCUCACGUGCCUCGCGCUCUUCCGCUACGUUAUAGUGGUCAAGCCGCUGAUGGUGGCGCAGGUGCAGCGCAAGAUUUGGGGCCUCGCCGCAUGCACAGCCGUCUGGUUCCUAGCCGCCGCCGAAAUCGUGCCCAUGUUUUGGAUGAUAUCCCUGCAGCCCCGCGGCAACGAGACCCACUGCUUGGACUUCGCGAGCACCGAGCCUGUGGACGCCGUGCGCCUGUACAGCUGGCUGCUCACGGCGUUCGGGUUCUUCCUCCCCCUGGUGGUGGUGUUCCUGUGCUACAUCGGCAUCGUGAGAGAGUUGGCAAAAGGGCCCUAUACAAGCAGCUCGCCCCGGGCACGGGCCCGCUGCAUGACCGUGCUGAUCCUGGUGGUGUUCGUGGUGUGCUUCCUCCCGUACCACAUAUUGCGCGUGUGGCGGAUCGAAACUCGCCACAUGGCGGGGGACAGCGCCUGCGCGGUGCAUGCGGCGUACAUCGUCUCCCGCCCUCUGGCGGGACUCAACACGGUUUUUAACCUGGUGUUGUACACUCUCUCAGGUGAUCAGUUCAGAAAGGCCUUGCUCAGGACUUUUUACUGGGACUAUGGGCUCACCAAGGCCAAGGCGCUGAUCCAAGUGGCCGUCAUCAAAAGGGCGGGUGCCGACCCGCCUGCUGCCUGACCGACGGCGACUGGCCACUAUGUCAAUAAAUGGCUCGAGGUGCCUACUCAUCAUAUGUAAAUAGAAGUGACUCCCCGGUUGAAGUUGCGUGUCUAAAAUUGUCAUAGACAAAGAAGCAUUUACAUGACUAACAAUGUAAUGGAUGUUUUGUUCUAGAAGGUUUAGGUUUCCAUUUGUAGUCCCACAAGCCUGACGCCGGUGUGUAUUUCCAACUUGUUUUCAGUUUUCCUGGGUUUUUUGUUGUUAAAAUAAGUUUGUUUUAGAACAUUCGAACAUAUUACACCCAUUUUUUGGUUUUGAUGUUAAUUUACUGUAGUUUUUGAUAAUUUACUACAUCACAUGUCUUUAAUGGAUUGUAAAUGUGCUGAUAGUAUAAAGGAGAUAUAUUUUGUAAAGUGCCCUUUACCUUAGCUCAACCUUUUUUAGUCUCAUAUAAUGUAUCCUAUUGGACAACAAUUUAUGUUUCCCUUGAAUUUGUGAUCGAUAAUCCAAUGGAACUUGUUUUAUUUAUAAUGACAGAAAUAUG
Pungitius pungitius (ninespine stickleback) is the source of this 1531-nucleotide messenger RNA. RefSeq names its product 2-oxoglutarate receptor 1-like. Lineage: Eukaryota; Metazoa; Chordata; Actinopteri; Perciformes; Gasterosteidae. The transcript has 2 exons. Gene Ontology annotation, cellular component: plasma membrane. The record is from RefSeq and is a predicted model, not a curated record. The coding region runs from base 1 to 1005 and encodes 334 amino acids. Gene Ontology annotation, molecular function: G protein-coupled receptor activity. Gene Ontology annotation, biological process: G protein-coupled receptor signaling pathway.